Messenger RNA from Colletotrichum destructivum, 2164 nucleotides. RefSeq names its product Putative cytochrome P450. Gene Ontology annotation, molecular function: monooxygenase activity; iron ion binding; oxidoreductase activity, acting on paired donors, with incorporation or reduction of molecular oxygen. The transcript has 6 exons. The coding region runs from base 204 to 1745 and encodes 513 amino acids. The record is from RefSeq and is a predicted model, not a curated record. Lineage: Eukaryota; Fungi; Ascomycota; Sordariomycetes; Glomerellales; Glomerellaceae.
GGGGACUUGACUUGGUACGACGACUAAGGUUCAGAUUGCGUCUCUUAAAAGUCCGAUCUCUCCGCAACUCGGAGCUGAGCUUUCGUGCUCCCCUGGUAGCACGCUUGAUCGUUAGCUGGGGUCUAUAAAGGUCAAGCGCGCUCCCAUUGUCUGGACUCUUGUUCCACUGCGCAAACCACCUUCAGUUCACGAAAAUCGACAAUAUGCUGUGGCAGAUUUGGUUCCCGGUCGCUGUUGCGGCGACAUUGCUCUCAGUAAGCCGACUGCGCAAGAAGUACAGACCGAGAUAUGACCUGCCAGUCGUCGGUUCGCCUACCGACCAGAGCAUGGCGAAGGCGGUGGCUGAAGGGUAUCAAAAGUACCCCGACUCCGCCUUCGUCAUCCCUUGCGAUCCGCCUCGGGUGAUUCUCCCGAUGAAGCUCUACAACGAGGUGAUCCACGCCCCGGAAUCGGAGCUCUCCUUCGCCGCCGAGCUGUACGACAUCUUUGUCGGCAAGUACACCCACCUCGGAGAGUCUCGCCCAGAGAUCAUCGAGUCCGUACGGGUCGACCUGACAAGGAACCUGUCCGGAAUCCUACGACCCGUCCAAGAGGAGGCCCGCUUCGCCUUGAAGCAGAUGUUUCAGGAAUCGGCAGAAUGGAAGGCGUUGAACGCGUAUCAACUGGCACUUCGCAUGGUGGCGCUGAUGAGCGGCCGCGCCUUCGUCGGGCUGCCCCUCAGCCGCGACGAAGGUUGGAUCCGGGCGUCCAUCACCUUCACGACGGACGUGGGGAAGUGCAGGAUGGCGGCCUUGAAUUGGAACCCGUGGAUCCGGCCGUGGGUGCUACCAUUCCUCCCCGAGGUGCGGCACAUGCGCAGUGCGCUCCAAAAGGCCAAUGAGCGGAUGAAGCCGCUGGUGGACGAGGUGCUCCGCAACGAGAGCGCACUCGAAGAGAAGCCGGCGAAGCCCGGAGCUCCGGGGGCGUUCGUGUCGUGGAUGAUGAAGUACCUGUCUGCCCGAAAAAAGACCUCGGAGACCAUGGGGACGAACCAGAUGUUGCUGUCGUUCGCUGCCAUUCACACCACGUCUAUGACGACGACGUUUGCGCUCUAUGAUCUUCUCAGUCGCCCCCAGUAUAUCCAGGCACUCCGGGAAGAAAUCGAGCAGGUCAUGGUCGAGGACGGCACGGAGAGCGACGAUGAAGGAAAGCCCUUCCUCUCCAAGGUGUCUUUCAGCAAACUGAAGAAGCUGGACAGUUUCAUCAAGGAGAGCCAGCGAUUAAGCCCCUUGAACUUCGGCGGCACAGCGAGAAGACUACAAAAGGACCAAACCUUUUCCGACGGACUGAAACUACCGGCGGGCACCGCCAUCUCAUUCCCUCUAUGGGGCGUCUACAACUCUUCCUCCUCGACGACAUUCAGCCCCAAGUACAACGAGGGCACUGGCAACGCUCCGCCCGCCGAGUUCGACGGCUUCCGCUUCGCUCGCCUCCGGGAGCAGUCCGGACGGGAGAUGAAGCACCAGGCGGCGACCACCGGGCCGGAGGCCUUCAACUUUGGCCACGGACCGCAUGCGUGCCCCGGCCGAUUCUUUGCGGUCUACAUCAUCAAGUGCAUUUUCAUCGAGCUGCUGCUUAACUACGACAUCCGGUUGAAAGGCGGUGACGGCAAGAGCUCGGUGCCGAGGCCACCGAAUAUGUUCAAGCAGAUGCUUGUGUUUCCAGACUCUACUCGCGAGGUCGAAAUCAGAAGGCGGGCAGAGUAAAGGUCCCUCAGGCAGUUAUGUCGAGUGACCUGACUGCGUUGAGAGCUUGAGAAGGGUUGGGUUUGCCAUCAGUCACGCGGUGUGCUUAUUCGUGAAUGCUGCUCGUUAGCCUACUUUCAGCAUGCCCUACAAACCCCCUCGCUACAAGCUUGCAUUCGCAGAAAAGGCAAAAAAAGUGAAGCCAAUCGCUGACGGGAAUUGAGCCCGACGUGGGGGUCGAACCCACAACCUUGAGAUUAAGAGUCUCACGCUCUACCGAUUGAGCUAGCCGGGCAGUUGGCUAACAACUGCUGGUUGUUGAGGCUGCGGCCUGUUUGGUGGGAUAAUCUAGACGGUCCUGAGGGAGCGGGCAUCAUGCCCUUGUGCGCGGGUUUGGCUUAGAAAGACACAAUUUUUUUCGCGAAUCUAAUUGAAGCCGA